UCGGAGAAGUGGCUCUUUACGGAGCAAGAGCUUAAGCGAACGCCCAGUAUCCAGGCUGGAUACUCGCCAGAGCGCGAACGGACCGAGCGGAUGAAAGGAUGCGAUUUUAUCUUCAAGAUUGGCAUGAAAUUGCGACUACUGCAGAGUACGAUUGCGACGGCUUGUAUGUUCUUGCAUCGCUUCUAUAUGCGCUUCUCAUUGAGAGAAUACCAUUACUACGACAUUGGUGCAACGAGUCUUUUUUUGGCUACUAAAUGCGACGAGAAUGUCAAGUCUCUUCGCAGUAUCGUUGUUGAAUGCUGCAAGACGGCACAGAAGAAUGAGCAGCUCGUUGUCGAUGAGCAAUCGAAAGAGUACUGGCGCUGGCGCGAUGUUUUACUCUAUAACGAAGAACUACUGCUGGAAGCGCUGUGUUUCGACCUCGUCAUUUCGCAUCCCUAUAAUGAUCUACGGCAGUACUGGAAACGUCUUGGAGGUGGUACAGAGCUACGCAAGUGUGCAUGGGCAUUUGUCAAUGAUACCUACAGAACACGCAUUGUUCUCAUGUACAAAACACCAGUCAUUGCUGCCGCGGCCUUAUAUUUUGGCAGUGUCUUUACGGAUACGGCGCUAUCAGAGGUAAAUGGCGAGCCUUGGUGGCGGACACUGAAUGUCGAUCUGGCACAGUGCGAGGAAGUUGUCCAAAUCAUGAUUGAGCUCUUUGAAACAGCGCCCAAUCUU
This is a messenger RNA of Protomyces lactucae-debilis, 720 nucleotides long. Its product is annotated as cyclin-like protein. The transcript has 2 exons. The record is from RefSeq and is a predicted model, not a curated record. Gene Ontology annotation, molecular function: cyclin-dependent protein serine/threonine kinase activator activity. The annotation marks the transcript as partial. Gene Ontology annotation, cellular component: cyclin/CDK positive transcription elongation factor complex; nucleus. NCBI's taxonomy places the organism in Eukaryota, Fungi, Ascomycota, Taphrinomycetes, Taphrinales, Protomycetaceae. Gene Ontology annotation, biological process: regulation of transcription by RNA polymerase II; positive regulation of DNA-templated transcription, elongation.